CGUGAGAGGCGAUUGUUGCAGGAAGACGCUGGUGAGUCAGAGCCGGAGAGAGGGGUGUGUUGUGUUGAAGUAACGUUAGUGGAUUUGUUUUAUCCAGAAGUAAAAAAGAAGAACAAUGGUACGUGGCUGCGCAUUUCCUAACUGUGCCAACAAAAUGUCACGCAACACUAAGCACAGCUUUCACAGACUACCUCUGUCCGACAUGGAAACGCUGAAGUUGUGGUUAGGUGUGCUACAAAUGGAUGCUAACACUCCUGUCCAGACGCUGCGGCUUGAAGACCAUCGGGUCUGCAGUGACCACUUUGACCGGGAUGACUACUGCCAGCCGAAGAAGAGAAGAAGUGCUAUACCUAAGCACUUUUUCCUAAAGAAAAAUGCUGUUCCAAGACCGAAGGGACCUGCUGCAGACGGACCGCAGGACCGGACUGGCACCGCCUCAACCACAGCUUUCACUGUCCCGCAUACAGCCACUGAAGACAUACCCCAAAUUCAACAUGAAGAUGCAGCGGAACAUGCAGACAGCAGUGACGUCAGCAUGAGCUUCGGGGAGAUGUCUCAGGACCCGUUAGACGUCAGUUUUUCAUCACAAGGCACCAUCACGUCUUCCAGCCCGGAGUCUGGUUCUGUCUUAGGAAGCUCCAACGGAGAAACUCCAGGAGGAUGGGCUGAAAGGAAGUGGCUGGUGAAAGAUUCAAAGCUCAUGGAACUUUUUAAAAGAUGCCCCACGUGUGGCUGUUACGUUGAUGCGAAAACAGUUGCUAUACAUUCCAGCCAAGUUCAACCUGCCUCGUACCUGUCCUUCAGCAUGCAUACAGAGAUCAGCAUGACAAAAUCAUACAGCACCUCCUUCAGGAAACAGCACCUGGAAAGGCAGCAGAACACUGUGGUGAUGCCAGAUGUGAUAGCCCUGAAGCGCCCAGCAGUAGUGAUGGAGGUCACGGAGGUUCCAGAGGGGCUGAACCACCUGCUGUACAUUGGAGUGGAUCCGUGUUUGCCUCGGUGGAAGUCUCCUCUGCAUCAUAUCUGCGGCGUACAUCGAUGGGAGGAGAAUGGGAUUGAGUACACCUGUCAUCACCCAGUCUUGACAGAGGAGCAGCGGGGAAGAAAGACAUGGCUCAAGGCAGAUUCACCUGCUUUCCAGGCUCUCAAAGCAGAUGCGAUGGACAAGAUUCUCCUUCGAGCCUUGAAGCAGAUGACACGCUUCACACACACUAUGUGUACACAGUCAGAUUUGUUUCAUUCAAGUUUUCCUGUGUUGUUCAGCAGUUACUGAGCGAAACUCAGACGUACUGUCGGCACUACAGUAAUAGUGCUAACACUGCUGCUACUGUUAAACCUAGCUCACACAUUAUCUAUUUGUAGGUGUAGAAAUAUUUCCACCAACUAUGAGGUAAUUUGUCAUCUGCAGAUGUAGCACAAACUGAGGUUUUCAAACUUGCAUCAACACAGGAUUCCUGGAGGUGUACCAUUCUUCCAGGAUGAAGUAUGCUCAGAAGAGUCUGUACCUCAGAUAUGACUCAACCAGGGCCCGUACCCAGAUGGCGAUCAUGGAUCAUAACGUUGGCAGACGGUUGGCCCUCUCUCUCCGUUCCUGUUUUGUCUUCAAUUUUGAAAUCAGACAAAUUCAGCCAUGAUUUAGAAAAUAGACUUGCUAGCAGUUCAGUCUGAGCCUCUCGGUUGUUAAAAGAAGCAAUUUUUGUGGAUGUAAUUUUGAAGAGCACAAUUUCCCAAGAGGAAUAUGUUGCAGCUGGUUCACGGCCGCCGGGUGAAGCUAACAACUGCAUGGAUUUGAAUCUUUUUAUAUCUGCCAUUUCGACACCAGAAUACAUGAAAAUAGCGUCCAGCUUUGAAAAUACUGAAAUUAUCCUUGAACCGAAGCCUACAUACAUUAUAGUACUGUGUAUUAUAAACAACUUAUUUUGUCUUUUAGUUUGGAGGGCUUGUUGGACUUCUUUUUGCAAUUCUACCUUAAAGCUAAUUCUCUAUAAUAUCAUUAAUAAAUAUAAAUAAAUACAUAAUACAGAAAAACACAUGAAAGGAACCCCUUUUUGAACACUGACAGCACUAUGGAGCCAUGUUUUUAUUAGUGGAGUUGCUGGUCUAGGCAUAGUGCAUGCUGGAGCCAAUCCCAGCUGACAACGGGCGCAAGGCAGGGUGCAUUCUGGACAGGUCGCCAGUCCAUUGCAGGGCCAGUAACCAAAACCACAAACAGAAAACAUGGACCAACUGCUAAAGUUGAAACUAAACAGGACAAAGGCCAAACAGGGAGUUCAAACAGGACAGCAACAGGGAGUUCAACGCAAGGCGUUAAACACAAACAACACAAACAGGGACUGAGCUAAUGACACAGAGUGGCUAAGGACAACAAGUUAACAGGACAACACUGACAAACUCAACCACAGACUAAGAUAACUGAACAAAAAAACACAUGGCGAUAAUAACCAAACGGAUGACAAAUCAGGCAGAGCUCACAAUGACAACAGACUGGACACAGGACAACAGACCGGACUGAACCCUAAAACACAACAUAUAAAACAACAGAUCAAACGUAACAAAAACUCACAGAGGGCCAAACUAAAACAUGGCCGACAGGCAGAAUGUGACACAAAUCUCCUCUGUUUCUACAUACACACUGGGUAGUACCAAAGUCUUUAUGGGCAAGUCAUGCCACUCUGCAGCCAUCAUGAAAAAUACCUCCGGGAAGCUAUUUUGGACAAGACCGGGCUCCUAUCUGAGUGGCCUGGCGUCAAAAGUAGCUGAAAUCUACCUGUUUCACUAAUAUCAAUCAUCGCUUUACACACAUGAAUUGUCCCCUCCAUUUUUUUCAGGUAGUCGCACAGAUUCUCUUUUUGCACUCCAGAGAUUCUUGCUGUUUCUCGCCAAAUGCCAUACAGUGAUUGGAUGACACAAGUAGACUCUUGAAUCACUGUAUUGCAUUGUUUGAAGUUCAUUGGAUGUAAACUAAAUUCCAUAAAAAUAUAGUCCAUUUUCCUCUUUUACACAUGUGCAGGAGAACACAGAAAUGUGUACAAGCAUGCAGGUGAUGAAAUGCACCAAAACUUCUCUGAACCUGCACAGGAUCUGUGAGAGGGGUAAAACAGAAAUAAAAUAACAGACUUUUUGUUUAUGACCAAAUGGAAAAUUCAUUAUUUUCUAUACCAAUUAAUUUAAUAGGUUAGGUUUUUUUUUGUAUUCGAAGGAAAUAAAAAGGCCAUUGGUUUAAAUAAAAAAAAGUUAAGUUAUGAAUAACAUUAAGAAACUAUUAUUGCCAGAAGAAAUGUUUUCGUUUUCAGUUGAGUUUUAUUUAUAUAUUGCCAAUUCAUAACAGAAUUUAUCUCAUUGCAGUUUUCAUAUAUAGCUGGACCACAUUCUUUGUGGUAUUCUUUAUAGAGAUCCUACAAUUAGAUAAACUCCCUUUUAACAGGUAGAAAGCUCAAACAGAACCUAGAAAAUGAAUAACAGUAGUAAUAAUGACAGUAAUAGUACACUCACCUAAAGGAUUAUUAGGAACACCAUACUAAUACUGUGUUUGACCCCCUUUCGCCUUCAGAACUGCCUUAAUUCUACGUGGCAUUG
Messenger RNA from Micropterus dolomieu (smallmouth bass), 3576 nucleotides. RefSeq lists its product as uncharacterized. Lineage: Eukaryota; Metazoa; Chordata; Actinopteri; Centrarchiformes; Centrarchidae. Gene Ontology annotation, molecular function: sequence-specific DNA binding. The record is from RefSeq and is a predicted model, not a curated record. The transcript is spliced from 6 exons. The coding region runs from base 116 to 1273 and encodes 385 amino acids.